AGGGAGGCGCAGCAGCGGCCGCAGGCGAGGGUGCUGCGGAGGGCGGCAAUGAGGUGGAGGGUAGAGACGCAGGGCGUGCGGAUGCCGGCGAGGAGGAGGACGGCGAGGAGGAGGACGGCGAGCUGAAUGCGGAGGAUCUGGCGGCAGCAGCGGCAGCGGCCGCCGUACGAGCGAGCAUGCUCCUGGCGCCACCGCCGCGGCGGCGGACAGCAGCAGCCGCCAGAGGGGCCCAGCCGCCUAACGGCUCUGCCGCCGCUGACGUGUCGUCAUCCCGUGGCCGUCGUCGUCGCGGCCGUUUGACUUCCAAUAGCUCGGCGGUUGUACGGCAGGUGGUUGCGGGGGCGUUGGCAGCGGCGGCGGCGCCGGUGUUGGGUCGCGACGGCGCACUGGCUAUGGCGCAGCUUGGAGUGGUGGUGGGCAAGGGCAGGGGCGGAGGUGGGGGAAGAGGCAGCGGAGAAGGCAGCGGAGACGGCUCACGAGACGGGCCCCGGCCUCGAAACCCCACCAAUGCGGUAUCACCGCGUGCUACGGCGGCGCGGCGGCGACCCGUGGGUCAGUCGCCGCAACCGAUUGGCGUCGAGCCGUUGCUGCGCAUGCCGCCACUGGAGAUCCGGGCGGCCGCGGCGGCGGCGGUUGGGCUGCGGAGCCCCCAGGCCUCCGUGCCUGCUGCGAGGGAUUCCCCUACCAGCGCUACCGCCGCCGCCACCGCAAACCCCAACACCAACCCCAACACCAACCCCAAUGUCAUCACCACCACCACCAGCAGCACCUGGCCCGCAGCGGCCAUCACCCUCAGCAGCCCCACCGGUCCCGCCAUCAUGCUCGUACGACAGUCCUGUCCCAGCCUGCCCCCCGUGGUGGGUACCCGCUUCUCCGACCCCGCCUCCCCCUCCGCCUCCGACGCCCCCGGCGACAGCUGCGGCUUUCGCUCCGCCCGCCUGCCUCCCGCCAGCCCCUCCCCCACCUCACCCCGGCGCCGCAGCCCCUCCCCGCAGCCCUGGGCGGCUCCCCGCUCCUCCAGGCAGACCGGAGGCAUCUUCCCCAGCGCCUUCUCCAGCCACCUGCAGCCCCUGCUGACCUCGCACACGCAGCACCCCGCCAGCACCCCCAACCUGGCCAUCAACUGCGUUACCGUAAGCAACGGCGCUGGGUUCGGCAACAGCAGCAGCAACAAUAACAACAGCAGCACCCUCGGCCUAACCGCCGUCCCGCAUUCCCCGCGUGGAGGGGGCGGCGGUGGAGGUGGCGGCGGGGGCAGCGGAGGCGGCGGCACCGGCACUCACUACAGCCACCCGCAGCACCACUCCCACUAUCACCACCCCCGGCUGCCCCCCGGCGGAGCAGUCAUGUCGGGGUCCCUACCUGACCCCCGUCACAGCGGAGGCGGAGGCAGUGGCGGAGGCGGCGGCAGUGGCGGAGGCGGCAGUGGCGGAGGCGGCGGCAGUGGCGGAGGCGGCAGUGGCGGAGGUGGUGGUCGGGACCCCUCCUGGCUGCUGCCACCCAUUGGCGGAACGCUGCACCGCAUGACGGGUCUGGGGCUGCCAGCCACCACCGCCACCUCCACCCUGCACCGCACCUCGAGUGAUCCCGCGCUGACGGGGGGUGCGGCGUCGGGGACGCUGGGGUCCCUGACGGUGACGGCGGUGGGGCCGGCGGGAGGCGGAGGAGGAGGAGCUGGAAGUACAGCUGCGGGAACGGCGGGGAUGACAACAACAACCGCAGCAGCAGCAGCGGCGAGAAAAGGCAGGAGAAGCAGCGACGGUAGAGAUGGCGGCGGUGGUGGUGGUGCGGGGGGUAAUGGUCCCAUGCAGGUGGCCAGCUUGAGUCCGGGGCGGCAGCGGGGGGACGCAGGAGGCAGGCCGCGGCGGACGAGCUUGGGCGGGGGGCGGGGCAUGCGGGGAGCCUCACUAGACGGGGGUCCUGCCGGGCUAGGCCCGGGGCUUGGACUGGGGCUUGUGCCGGUGCGUGAGGGCGUGACGGAGGGUUACGUAAUGGACGGUGGCAGCAGCACCACUCGAAGUGCUGGUGGUGGAGGAGGCGGGGGGGUGCUGGCGGGGGCAAACCCGGCACGCGCCGCCGCUGCGGGAGGAGGUGCCGGCUUGGGGCUGGGCCUGAUGACGGUGACGGUGGCGGCCGACGGCUCCUCCUCGCUGGACGGUCAGGCGACUGUUAUGCAACAGGGCGACGGUUUCCUUGUCAACUGGGCACACGGCCCCACCACCUCCCCCCUCGCCCAACUAAGAGCCCCCGCCGUAUCCAUAUUAGCGGAGGGGCUGACGGGAUCGCCGCCGCCACUGGUCCUAUCAUACGCUUUAUCCGGCGGCGGCGGAGGCGCGGGCGGCGCGGCGGCGGCUCGCCAACUGCACCAUCAAAUGGAGGCGGCGCGCGGAGCCGGGGGCGGCCGACAUGGGAUCGGCCGACCCAUGGGUCAUAGCAUGGCUGGAGGCCCGCUGAGCCAUCGAAGCAACGGAGAAGAGCCCGGAACGGGAGGUACGACGGUUUCCUCACGCCAACAGCAGCAGCAGCAGCCGCAUCAGGGGCAUCAUGAGAGCCACGGGCAUCAGCAUCCGCAUCCCCACCCGCAUCGCCACGUGGAGUGGGAGGAGUUGUUGGAAGUACGUGCAUGCUGACGAAGAGUCGGAGAGCGAGGGCUGUACGGCAGUAAGGCUGCUGGUACAUGUACUGCUGCGGCUAGGAUUGAUGACUAGUUGUGGGACGAGGGACCGUAAUGUAAUGUGCUUGGGAUGGUGUUUCCUGACAGCAUGACGGCAGGGGAGUCCUGUACAUUAUGCAAUGGAAGGUUCAAUGUGACUUGCGGCGUGAGCGUUGUUGCAGUCUUAGGGGCAAGGGGCCGUAUGUCCAACCUUUAGGCUCCCUUCCCGGCUACACAAGACCAAACUUGUGUGACGGACCUUCCAUGUGACGGACCUGCCUACCGGUAUCGUGGAAUGCGGUCCACGGCGGGGUCCCGGGCGGUGGCGGGGUGGGGGCUUGGACCGUCUUACGGCGCCACUUGCUCUCAUGUGUUGUGGAAGGCGCUUGGAGUGAUUGCAGUGUGGUGGAAGUGUCCUACUUACCCGUGCAUGAAGAUGAGUCGAGCACUACCGUAUUGGUCUGGGUCAUGCAUAAGUCGCGUGCUUGCCCUGGUCCGUCAUCCAUUCAUUCAUCCCGCUAUUGGACUGUUGCUGGUGGAUGGGAAACGCGAGUAUGUACCCGUUGUACCGUUGUUGGAAAGGGUGGAGGUGAGUGUGGAGAAGGAUGCCCACCCAUGCAAGCGGGGAUUGGGCUAGAAGGCUGUCGCAUGUGAAUUCGUGGGAAAGGAUUGCAACCGGCGUGAAGCGUUCCUGUGUCGUGAAGGCAGUUGCGAGUUGAUGAAAUGAGUGGGGUUUCGUUCCUGUAAGGUGCAUGUUGUGAUCCGGCAUACCGGUGUGCCGAUGUACGGUAUACGUUUUUGUCGCCUCGAAGCAGCGUGCAUCGUGCAACUCGUCCGUAUUGCUAUUGUAGCUUAGUUCAUGAUAUGCCAGCCUCUGGCACUGUGUAGGCACUGUGUUUGGAAGUUACGAGGUAUAGUCGUUGACGGCAUUACCGUACCGGUACUGUACGUGGGUACUCUUUUGAGGCUGGUCCGACGCACGUUAUCCUUGCAUGCAUCUGAAGAUUCUGAACGCGUCCUUGAUGCUGCCGGUACGGACUACCUUUUGAAGCCUACCGUGGAUUAAGUGUAUCUCGUCACAUCACAUACCGAACCGGACCGUAUGUCGUGCCGUACCGUGAUAACAAUGCUGAUUAAGACUGCAAGAGGCAGAUGGAAGUAAAUUCUGCCCCUUUUCCUCCUGGAGGUCAGCCACCGCCGCGUAAAUUCUGUCCCUUUGUCCUUUCCUAAGAGACGGCUGUUGUCAUGUCAGUGCUGUUUCGGUUGUUUUCCCGUUGAGACUACGGCGGCCGCAUCAUGUAUGCGUUGUAUGGUAUUGUACUGCAUUGUCGCGCUGUGUUGUACAGUUGCUGUCCUAUACUGCCGUACACUGUCCUAAACUGUUGUAUGCAUGCGUAAAUAUGGGUAUGCAGCUUUGCGGCGAUGUGCAUUGGCUGUGGAGGAGGGUUCAUGUUUGUAAGGCUGCAUGUUCGCAAACAUGACCUGCCCUCCCUACCAUCAGGACAGUUACGGGGUUGUGCCAGGAGGGAUACUUGGCAGAACGAGAUUGUUUGUUGAUCCUUGCCUGUUGGUAUGAAGCCUAAGAGAUAAAGGAUCCCACGGGUAACAACGGAGUGAACUCCUAGCGUAAGGCGACCAUAAUCGCCGGACAUGACCCACCAUCGCCCUUCUGUCCAUAUGUGUGUGAACAGCGUAAGGUUACUCCCUGAAUCCCAUCAGUAAUGACCACAUUUACCUGGCCGCGAGGCGAAACGUACUGUGAUU
Astrephomene gubernaculifera is the source of this 4417-nucleotide messenger RNA. NCBI's taxonomy places the organism in Eukaryota, Viridiplantae, Chlorophyta, Chlorophyceae, Chlamydomonadales, Astrephomenaceae. The record is from the annotation of a GenBank genome assembly.